GUUUACUAUUUUGGCGUUUAAAGUAUGUCAUCAUGGCAAAGAUUCGGAGAAGGACUUGCAUCAUUUUGUCACUUUUUAUUCUAUUUGUUUUCUCUCUGAUGAUGGGUUUAAAAAUGUUGAGACCAAAUACAGCUACUUUUGGAGCUCCUUUUGGACUUGACCUUCUUCCAGAACUUCGUCAACAAACGAUUCAUUUGGGCAAGAAUUUUGAUGUCCAAAAGAGUGACAGAAUCAACAGUGAAACAAAUACCAAGAAUUUUAAAAGUGUUGAAAUCACUAUGAAACCUUCCAAAACUUCUGAACUUAAUUUAGAAGAACUGCCACCUCUGAAUUAUUAUUUACAUGUAUUUUACUACAGCUGGUAUGGAAAUCCACAAUUUGAUGGUAAAUAUAUACAUUGGAACCACCCAGUGUUGGAACAUUGGAACCCUAGAAUAGCCAAGAAUUUUCCACAAGGAAGGCACAACCCUCCAGAUGACAUUGGCUCCAGCUUUUAUCCUGAGUUGGGAAGUUACAGUUCUCGGGAUCCUUCUGUCAUAGAAACUCACAUGAGACAAAUGCGUUCAGCUUCAAUUGGUGUUUUAGCCCUAUCUUGGUACCCUCCUGAUUCAAGUGAUGAGAAUGGGCAACCGACUGAUGACUUGGUACCUGCUAUUUUGGAGAAAGCUCAUAAAUAUAAUCUGAAGGUCGCUUUUCACAUAGAGCCAUAUAACAACCGAGAUGAUCAAAACAUGUACAAAAACGUCAAGUAUAUUAUAGACAAAUAUGGAAGUCAUCCAGCCUUUUACAGAUACAAGACAAGGACUGGCAACAAUCUUCCUAUGUUUUAUGUCUAUGAUUCCUAUAUCACCAAGCCUGAAAAAUGGGCCAAUCUCUUAACCACCUCAGGGUCUCAGAGUAUUCGCAAUUCUCCUUAUGAUGGAUUGUUUAUUGCACUUCUAGUAGAAGAAAAACACAAAUAUGAUAUUCUUCAAAGUGGUUUUGAUGGAGUUUACACAUAUUUUGCCACAAAUGGCUUUACUUAUGGCUCAUCGCAUCAGAAUUGGGCUAGCCUAAAAUCCUUUUGUGAUAAAUACAACUUAAUAUUUAUCCCAAGUGUGGGUCCAGGAUACAUAGAUACCAGCAUCCGUCCAUGGAACACUCAGAACACCAGGAACCGCAUCAGUGGGAAGUAUUAUGAAGUUGCUCUGAGUGCUGCACUUCAGGCACUCCCAAGUUUGAUUUCUAUCACCUCAUUUAAUGAGUGGCAUGAAGGAACUCAGAUUGAAAAAGCUGUUCCCAAAAGAACUAGUAACACAGUGUACCUGGAUUACCGUCCUCAUAAGCCUGGUCUUUAUCUAGAACUGACUCGCAAGUGGUCUGAAAAAUACAGUAAGGCAAGAUUAACCUAUGCGUCAGAUCACCAGCUGCCUGUUUCUUAAUGCAGUGGUUAAAGUUUAAUAAUUAUCAAAAUCACCUAAUUUCAAUAAAUGCCUUUUUUUAGAGUUAUGGAGAAAAAACUGUCAAAAUCUAUGUGCACUAUUACUGUUAACGUUAAGAAUAAUUAUUAUUUUAUUUAGAGAUAAUAUGAUCAUUGCUACCCUUCCCAGUACUGCGCUGAGAAAAUAUCUGUGAGAAAAGUUGUACAAAUAAUAUUUAUUAUGCUAUAAUUUACUGCAUUUCUGACUGAAAUUGAAAUUCUGAUUUGACAGCAAUUUAAUUUUCAUUUCACAGUACAUAAAUGCUUGUGUUACAUAAUGAACUCAGCACACAGUUAAAUCAUACUUGCAUCACAGGCCCAAAGAAAUAGGACUGUGUGUAUAUUAGGUAUAUUUAUUAAAGAAACCCUAAAAGAUAAUUUCCAUGUUUCAUUUCCAAUUUUAUAAAUGAUUAAAUCAACUUUAUUGUAUUAAUAUUGAAUAGUCUGAAUGCUAUUCAAUAGUGAGAUAACUCUUCAAUAAUGAUGCCAUGAACUUAAUAAAACUGCUUUAAGUAACAGUAUAUAUUUUUUUAAACUUUUAAAAAUGUACAUGCAUGAAGCCUUACUGUAGUGACCAAAUUGUGUUAGGUUGGCCUGCUUUCUGCAGCACUGUAUGUCAUUUGCAGAUUUUUUUGGUUACCUAUAGCAUGCUAAGUGUU
Carlito syrichta (Philippine tarsier) is the source of this 2118-nucleotide messenger RNA. RefSeq names its product mannosidase endo-alpha (gene MANEA). Gene Ontology annotation, molecular function: alpha-mannosidase activity. The coding region runs from base 33 to 1421 and encodes 462 amino acids. The record is from RefSeq and is a predicted model, not a curated record. Gene Ontology annotation, cellular component: Golgi apparatus. Lineage: Eukaryota; Metazoa; Chordata; Mammalia; Primates; Tarsiidae. The transcript is spliced from 4 exons.